Messenger RNA from Meloidogyne enterolobii, 197 nucleotides. NCBI's taxonomy places the organism in Eukaryota, Metazoa, Nematoda, Chromadorea, Rhabditida, Meloidogynidae. The record is from the annotation of a GenBank genome assembly.
AUGUGCCAGCUGGCGGAUUUUCUGAUAAAAACGGGAAUUCACCUGUACCCGGAACCUUGUAUGGCUUUCGAGUUGAUAUCGCAUUUGCUCCUGGAUUUGACCCGAUAUGGUCAUAUAAUGAAAAUUAUGUUCGUAAUCUUGAUUAUUUUCAUGGGACUUCAGCAUAUGUAUUUGAGGUAAGUAAACUUAAAGCGGUA